Messenger RNA from Drechmeria coniospora, 1200 nucleotides. RefSeq names its product Arsenical-resistance protein ACR3. Lineage: Eukaryota; Fungi; Ascomycota; Sordariomycetes; Hypocreales; Ophiocordycipitaceae. Gene Ontology annotation, biological process: arsenite transport; antimonite transmembrane transport. Bases 1 to 1200 code for a protein of 399 amino acids. Gene Ontology annotation, cellular component: plasma membrane. The record is from RefSeq and is a predicted model, not a curated record. Gene Ontology annotation, molecular function: antimonite transmembrane transporter activity; arsenite transmembrane transporter activity; antiporter activity. The transcript is spliced from 4 exons.
AUGUCCGCCAUAUCGUCGCCCGAGCCUGUCAUCCUCUCAGCUCAGAUGCCUCUCGCCGGCCCCGGCCAUGGCUCCAGCACGAACGACGACCUCGAGAGGCAAGUUGUUGUUGGCCUUGAUGUUGUUCAUCGAGAUGGAAACGACGACGAGAGAGUGAUAGUACCGGCCGUCAAGCCGAUGGCCUGGCUGGACCGCUUUCUUGCCCUCUGGGUCUUCCUUGCCAUGGCAGUCGGCAUCAUGCUGGGCAACUUUGUGCCCUCGACCGGUCCGGCCCUGCAAAGGGGAAAGAUUGCCGGCGUUUCGGUGCCCAUCGCCAUCGGCCUUUUCGUCAUGAUGUAUCCGAUCCUGUGCAACGUCCGAUACGAGUCUCUGCACCGCAUUCUCGCCCGUCGCUCCAUCUGGGGCCAGGUCCUCUUCAGUCUCGUCAUAAACUGCAUCGUUGCCCCUUUCUUCAUGCUUGGCCUCGCAUGGGCUUUCCUCCCCGACAAGAGCGAAUUACGCACUGGUCUCAUCCUUGUUGGCCUUGGGAGAUGUAUUGCCAUGGUCCUCAUCUGGAACGGGCUGGCCGGCGGCGACGACGAAUACUGCGCCAUCCUCGUCGCCAUCAACUCGAUCCUCCAGACUGUCCUCUUCGCUCCACUCGCCGUACUCUUCAUCCGCGUCCUGGGCGGCGAGACGGCUGUGGCCCACAUCUCGUACGAACUCGUCGCCACGAGCGUCGCCGUCUUCCUUGGCAUACCUCUCGCAGCCGCCAUCAUGACGCGUCUUGCCUUGCGCACGACGGCCGGGACCGCCUGGUAUGACCGUGUAUUUCUCCCAUGUGCUGCGCCUUGGUCCCUGGCCGGCCUUUUAUACACCGUCAUCGUUCUGUUCGCCUCCCAGGGGCGUCAGGUCGUCCACCAGAUUGUGUCCGUCGUCCGCGUAGCGGCACCCCUUGUCGUGUAUUUCAUUUCCAUAUUUUGUUCCACCCUGUUCAUUACCUACCGUCUUGGCUUCAGAUACCCCCUUGCCGUUACUCAGAGUUUUACUGCAAGCAGCAACAACUUUGAGCUAGCCAUCGCCGUGGCCGUGGCCGCUUUCGGGCCCGACAGCGACGAGGCUCUCGCAUCGACCGUUGGGCCGCUCAUCGAGGUUCCUGUUCUCGUCGGUCUCGUCCAUCUUGUGCGAUUUACACGCAAGAGAUGGGACUGGAGAGAGUGA